GGCGGACCGGGAGCCGCCCCCGCGUCGCGGAGCCGCCGUGCCAGCAUGGACCGGAGCCGGAUGAAUGAAGACUUCCCCAGCCUCAGGAGCCCCAGCUGAGCUCUCAGAGGCUUCUGAUCCAGUUGAGUCAAGAGCUUUGUCUGGGCGGAGGACGCGAGUCAACAAAUGGUCUCUGUGAGUUGCCAGGAGCUGCUCCCCUCCUUGACCAGCUCGUCCCUGCUAGAGAGCUUGGCCAGUGCUCUGCAGCGCAGGAUGCCACCGUCCCUUCUGCCAGGGCACGGCAGCGAGAGGGCAUCCAGCCACCCAGAAGGCUCUGGCCAUCUCCUCGCAGGCAGCACCAGCCACCCUGAAGGCACCCCGUCCCCCCUGUCUGGGGAGAAAGAUGCAAAACCCCAAGUCACCAUCUGUGAGGCUCAUCUCAGGCUGCCUGACUUCUGCAGCAGCCUCUCCCAGGACUUCAUUCCCACCCUGGAGGAGAUCGAGGAGUUCCUGAGGGAGAAGGCUGAGUUCCUCAAAGAGGAAGCACGUGAGCUUCCCCCAGCUGGAGGGAAGGUGGAGAUCAAACCUGAGGUCAGCUUAGGUAGCUCUGGGGGACAGCCUGUCUCCAGCGUGGCUCAAGAAGAAGAUGUCUCACGUGCUGCUCAGCCUGGAGCUGAUGGCAGUGACCAGGCAGUAGCUGCCGGCAGCGUUCCUGUUGUCCUCCAAAUCCAGCCUCUCCCGAUGGACAGUGGCAGCCCCGUAGCCACAGGGGGUGUCAGGGUGGCCCAGCUGGUUAUCAGCCUGCAGGGCCAAAACCUGUCCUUCCUCCCUCAGGUCCAGCCCCCUGUCACCAUCAUGGACCAAAAAUAUGUCAAAAUUGCCCCCUUGCCGGUCGCCAGGAGGUCGGGGGAUGUGCAAGAGGUGGAGGUAACCCCCAGGUAUCAGAAAGCCCCCCCUUCCCUCCUCCGGGUCCAUAAGUGCUCCCACCCGGGCUGCGGCAAGAUGUACACCAAGAGUUCCCACCUCAAGGCUCAUUUCCGUCGUCACACCGGAGAGAAGCCCUACACUUGUGCUUGGCCCAACUGCAGCUGGAGGUUCUCCCGGUCGGAUGAGCUCUCCCGUCACAAGCGCUCCCACUCCGGGGUGAAGCCCUACCAGUGUGCCGCCUGCCAGAAGAAGUUUGCCCGCAGUGACCAUUUAGCCAAACACGUGAAGAUCCACCGGGGCCAGAGGACACUUCGGGGCGGUGACAGGAGUUAAACCUCCAAAUCCAUUCACUCCUGCUGCUCGUCCGUACCAUGCUGCAUCCAGGAAGCCCCAAAGCCAGGGGAAAAAAAGAUGCAAAAGCCACUA
Messenger RNA from Calidris pugnax (ruff), 1332 nucleotides. Its product is annotated as Krueppel-like factor 15. Gene Ontology annotation, molecular function: DNA-binding transcription factor activity, RNA polymerase II-specific; RNA polymerase II cis-regulatory region sequence-specific DNA binding. Lineage: Eukaryota; Metazoa; Chordata; Aves; Charadriiformes; Scolopacidae. The transcript has 3 exons. Bases 166 to 1239 code for a protein of 357 amino acids. The record is from RefSeq and is a predicted model, not a curated record. Gene Ontology annotation, biological process: regulation of transcription by RNA polymerase II.